Osmerus eperlanus (European smelt) is the source of this 1037-nucleotide messenger RNA. RefSeq names its product claudin 18 (gene cldn18). Gene Ontology annotation, cellular component: bicellular tight junction; plasma membrane. The transcript is spliced from 5 exons. Gene Ontology annotation, biological process: cell adhesion; bicellular tight junction assembly. The record is from RefSeq and is a predicted model, not a curated record. Gene Ontology annotation, molecular function: structural molecule activity. The coding region runs from base 61 to 822 and encodes 253 amino acids. Lineage: Eukaryota; Metazoa; Chordata; Actinopteri; Osmeriformes; Osmeridae.
CUUCCUAAACCAAGCACAUACACACACUCUCAGGCCCACUCAGCUCACACCGCAGAGACCAUGGCCCCUACCGCUCUCCAGACAGGUGGCUUCGUCCUGGGGCUGCUCGGCGCGGCAGCCAUCAUCGCCGCCACAGGCAUGAACAACUGGAGUGCCAAGGAUCGCCAGGGCGACGUGGUGACCUCGGUGUACACCUACAAGGGUCUGUGGCAGGACUGUGAGACCACCUCCGCAGGAAUGACUGAAUGCAGGCCCCUCUACGGCCUCCUUGGAUUCUCAGGUACCUUUCAAGCUGUGAGAGCACUGAUGAUCGUGGGUGUGGUUCUGGGUGUCAUUGGGACAAUGAUAUCCGUGUUCUCCCUGAAGUGCCUCAAAAUAGGAAGCAUGGAGGACUCAUCCAAAGCUAAGAUGACUCUUACUGCCGGGAUCAUGUUCAUCAUUGCCGGUGCUUGUGCCCUUGUAGGAGCCUCCAUCUACGCCAAUCAGAUUGUGGCUAGUUUCAUGAUUACCACCAACCAAAACUAUGGAGGGGGGAUGGGGAUGGGAGGAAUGGGAGGGAUGGGAGGGAUGGGAGGGAUGGGAGGGAUGGGAGGGAUGGGAGGGAUGCCCAGGUACACAUUUGGGCCUGCCCUCUUUGUAGCCUGGAUAGGCGGGGCUGUGCUGUGUGUGGGCGGAGUCCUGAAGUGUGUGGCCUUCAGAGGUAUGCUGCCUGACAAGGCAAGCUACCCAGGAGUGACCUACAAAGCCCAGGUCCAUAACAAACCUGUGUACGACGACGCUCAUUCAGAGAGUGGAAAGAAAGAUAAUCUGAAAUAUGUAUAAUUUUCAAUGUUUAGAGAAAUCCUGCUCCAUUUUCAUAUAGUACAUGCUUGCAAGUCUUUUGUCCCACAGUACAGAGAGCAAAAUGUAUAUUUAAAUGUGUAUUGUUUUAUUGGAUUUUUUUAAUGCUGGUGUAAAAAUUGUAGACACUUGUAAGCUAUAAUACUCUAUUAUAGCUCGUAUACCAUUGUGAUAGCACAUUUGUAUCGCUAAGUUUC